AUGACUGUCCCUCUCACCAAGGUUGACUCGGCCAUCGCCGGUCUCUCCAUACAUGAUGAAAAACCCCCUGCCACCACCGAGAAAGAAGUCAAGGGCUCCAAGAAGGAGAAGGGGCAUCGACGUGCCUCGUCUGCUGCCGAAGCCGGUGUCUGGCGAAUUGAGGAUCUAGAGGAGAAGAAGAUUGAAAUCACUCUGCCAAUCGAGACACAAAAGACGGGAUGGAAACUCAACACUUCACCAUCAACAAUCGAAGACAAGGACAUUCUCAAACUGCAUCUCGUCAACCCUCCCGUCAAGAGGAUCGACCUGCACUUCCCCCUCGGUCUAGAGGUCACCGCCAGGAAUUCCAAAGGUGUCACAAUCAAGGACGCUCUGGACGCCAUCCACAAGCAAUUCAAGAAGAAGGCGGACGAUGAACUCGACAAGCCCUACCUCGCUGGCUUCGAGUGGGACAAGGAUGAGUGCUGGACACGCCUCAUUGUCCACCAGACCCACGUCAGCACAAUCCCCAAAGAGCCCAGCAGCAAGAAGUCCAAGAAGAAGAACAAGGACGAGGCAUAG
Molecule: messenger RNA, 561 nt
Organism: Penicillium diatomitis
Lineage: Eukaryota; Fungi; Ascomycota; Eurotiomycetes; Eurotiales; Aspergillaceae
Exons: 4
Coding region: 1-561 (186 amino acids)
Source: RefSeq, a predicted model, not a curated record